CAAGUCGGUGUCACUGUGACCAUGAGGCUAUGGCUACAGCAAUUCCCAGCAAUCAUCCCACUGACCAUCUCCAUCCCCUCUGACUGAGGAUAGCCUGCGCGAAUGGAAGGAGCAAGGUCUUGUCUAUCGUGCUGUCAGACAUGCAUCACAAACGGUUUGGAUAACGAGCACGACAAAUCGAAUCCCCUUGCCCUUGAUAAUCUGUUAUCUGCGGGAACUAUCACUGUAGAUGUCCAAGACAGUCAUCCGCACUGCAAUCAUACACACGCAAGUGACACCUGGCAUCCAGUGCCAUCGCGUCAGCUGUCUGUUUAUGCAGAAGAUGAUGUAUUCUGCAAGAUCUCUUUUUUGACUGAACAUCAAUUCCUACGUGCAACAUGUUGCUUUGGAACGAGUCGACGCGUGUUAUAUAUCCGCAUAUAUCUCGUACCCAUCGAUUUGCCGAAUGUGCAAGCCAGCCUGCGAUAUCGCAGUGAGGCUGUCUUGAAAGAGGGUCAACGCCACCUCCAGUCGUUACUACCCACGAUCGUACAGGACCAACGUUCCUGGAAUGCCGAUGAGCUCCCCUCAGUCAGUCAACCUCGACAAUAUUUAUUGCCAAGGAAUAUCGAUAAUCGCACAAUGGCAGAAAUCUAUAGCGACCUUCCAUCAUUAGUUUCUUCGACAAUUGAUGUAGGACAAGAAAUCAGGGGUCUUCGUAGUGCUUUGUAUGAGUACCAACGACAGUCCGUGGCCGUGAUGAUCGAGAAGGAGCUGAGCAACCAGCCUGUUCAAGACCCCUUGUACAUUCCGAUUUCAAGCAUGGAUGGCAAAUGCUUUUAUUUUCAGCCUUCAACCCUUAGCGCCGCGCGUGAAUGCCCAACAGUUGCUCGGUGCAAGGGCGGCAUUUUAUGUGAAGAACUAGGCACGGGAAAGACAGUGAUGAUCUUGGGCCUGGUUCUUGCAACUGUCGAUCAGCUACCUCAGCCAGAAGAAUCGCUAUUGGACUACCGCCCUAUCAUGUCUCCUUUGGCCUACCGCACGUUUCCCGCAGAUGAGUACCUUCAGGCUCGAAGAAGGGCUGGCACGCACAAAAGUUCGACGCUCGAUGCAGCGCGCGUUCCAUCUCUCGUUGAAAUUCUUCUUCACCGCAUAAGGACAUGGGGUGACAGGGUGGACGUACGACCAUACGAAGAACAGCUAGAGGCAUCUAACCUCUGGCAGCUCCUUCAAGCCAACACGCCGUUUUAUCACCACUACCCUGUUAAAUCACCCAUGCGUGCUCUUGGCCAUUCUCGCACAAGAGACCGAGCCUCGGAAUAUCCCCGACUUAUGUAUCUAACAACAGCAACACUUGUUGUUGUGCCCGUCAACCUACUUGGACAGUGGGACAGGGAAAUCCUGAAACAUUGUCGUAGCACUUUAAGACAUCUUAUCAUCCGACGGACAACGCAAAUCCCAAGUGCGAGGGUUUUAGCGUCUGAUUAUGAUGUACGUUUCCGCAGAGAAUCGGCGAAGAACAAAGUGGUUCAUUUGCACAGACUCAAACCCUGCACUUGUGCUCCAUUUCCUGGCAGUCGCGUACCGAACUGCUGUUGUCCCGGCGAUCCCAGCUGUCAUACCUCAGGGAACAUGGCCGCGACCUUAAACUAUUUCGUUCGCGAGCUAAGCAUCGAACGGAAAUGGAUUGUCACUGGAACGCCGACGUCGAAUAUUCUAGGGCUGAGCUUGGGCCGCAAGCAGGAUGACGACAUCGAAGAUGUGAUUAGGGCUGACAGGUUCUACUCAUUGCCCAUACCUGCUACAACGGAUGGCUCUGCAUCUGAUACCUCUUCGAUUUCGGAUUGUGGCGCAGAGAACGCAGUCCGGAUAUGGGGGACGUACGACUACGUCAACUUACGAAAACUCGGGACGAUGAUCAGCGACUUUCUUGCAGUUCCCCAGUUCCAUUCUGAUCUCAAACUGUUCGGUAGCCAUGUAUCUGCUCCCCUGUGCGAUCGUCGUGGGCCUCGCGUAGGCGCAAUCAAAGUACUGAGUCAGGUCAUGGAAAUGGUCAUGGUUCGACACAGGAUCGAGGACGUCGAGGAGGAAGUAGUUCUACCUCCCAUGCGGCAUACACCCAUCUACAUGGAUCUCGAUGCCUACGCUGCGAAGUCUUACAAUGCAAUGCAAGCCAGCAUUGCAGUUAACGCUAUUGACUCUGAACGCGAGGGUCAGGAUUACAUCUUCCACCCCAGGAACGCGAAGAAUCUUCAGAAUGCCAUGGACAAUUUGUCACAAGGGAUGUUCUGGUCGGCGUCCGAUAUUCUGUACAACGUCGAUCAAAUACGCUAUAGUGCCCCCGAAUUUCGGUCUCGUGCUGUGGCAGCCAAAGUGCCUGAUCAUGACAUGGCGCUAUUGGAACAAGCACUAGCACAUGCAGAGGCGGCAGCGAAAGAUCCUCUGUGGCGUGCCAUGCAACUACAGGAGGAUGUCCCUUUCCAUGUCACGGGGAUGGACGCAGCUGUAUUUGAAGGUUGGACACGGGGAAAGUUGAAGGACAGAUCUCGUGCUCACGAUCUCAUGCAUGCUAACCGGCUCUGUGAACUACGAGCUCUCGUUCGCAACCGACCAUUGAUGAACCUCGAUCGAUUGGUUGAGGAGGCACGAUGCGAGAAGAAAUCUACACAACUGCAUGAUGUCACAAAUGCUGCACAGAUGAAGAAGAUGGUGUCAGAGGUUAAAGACGAGUUGGAAGUCAUGAAGGAGAAGGACAAAGUAUAUCAAGCAGAGGAGGUGCUUGGAGGAGACGUUGACGACUUCGUUCGCCGCAAGUUGGGGUAUCAUGCUGCGCCUUUGCAAUCCGAUCUACUCAGCGCGUCGCCGUUGUCAGGAACAAUUGUCGGGCCAUCUCUGUCCACCAAGCUGAACUUCAUCAUGUCCGAGGUUCUGGAGCAUUCAGAGAAGGAAAAAUUCCUCAUAUUUUCUAAUUCGCCGCUCACUCUUGCCCAUAUCUCAGAGGCACUCUCUUUGAUCGAGAUCAAGAAUUUGAUUUCUGCUUCCCGAGUUAUCUUCUGUGAGCCAGUCUGGCACCCAGAUGUCGAGGCCCAGGCCAUAAAGGAGGCGAUGGUCUCUAGACGUCAUAUUCUGAAGGGGAUGACUACUGAAGUGGGGAUGCGCCAUUUCAUGGAGGUGUUUCCAACAGAGCCACACCAUUCCUCAUCAUCGAUACAGAUCCCCUUGCUAACGCAUGCAGAACCUCGAGCGCAGAACACUCACGCGUCGGAGGAUCUAGCCACAUCGUCCGCCCCAACUCUCAACGUCAUCGAUAGAAUCAGAGUCAAUAAAUGAUAUCCGUAAGAUUAGCACGAGCUUGAUUAGAGGGAACACUUCAACACUCGUACUGAACAAAAUGUGAGGCCUUGAAAUUCCACACUCGUUC
Messenger RNA from Suillus paluster, 3400 nucleotides. Its product is annotated as SNF2 family N-terminal domain-containing protein. Gene Ontology annotation, molecular function: ATP binding; ATP-dependent chromatin remodeler activity. NCBI's taxonomy places the organism in Eukaryota, Fungi, Basidiomycota, Agaricomycetes, Boletales, Suillaceae. The annotation marks the transcript as partial. The transcript has 17 exons. The record is from RefSeq and is a predicted model, not a curated record.